AUGGGAGAAGAUGAAAAGGUUGCAGGCUAUGUGUCAAAGGUGGAGAAUCUCGUCCAUCUCCUGGAGGGUUGUGGUGAAACUCUAACUGAUAAGAUAAUAGUUGAGAAGGUAAUGUGUAUGUUGACAUCUCACUUUAAUCACGUUAUAAUAGCUAUUCAAGAAUCCAACAAUCUUGAAACCCAAAAACUGGAUGAUUUGGUUGGUUUGUUGGAGGCACAUGAGAUUAGGGUUGUCGAAAUACAAGCACUGCAGACUCAAUCAUGGAAGAAGCACGGUGGUUCUGAAAAAUUCAAAGGCAAAAGAGACAAGACUCAGAGCAAGAAGUCUUGGUCGAACCCUCAAAAGAAAGACAAGGGAGUGACAAAAGGCAAGGACGAAAGAGUGAACCUUGCACGUCAAGAUUCUAAUGAUUAUGAUGAUUUGGUGCUCAUGGUUGCAUCUGUAGAUGAGCAUGUUGAAUCCAAAAUCUUGUUCCUCGACUUAAGUUGGUCGAAUCACAUGACUGGUCGAAAAAUAUGGUUAGCAGAUUUCGACGAGUUAAAGAAGAGCAAGGUCAAAUUUACUAAUAAUAACUCAUUGCAAGAAAAAGGUAUUGGCAACAUAGUUAUUCAAACGAGUAAUGGAGCGAAAGCUAUGAUCAAAGAUGUACUAUAUGUACCUAAAAUAAAGUAUAAUCUGUUCAGUGUUGCACAUUUGGUCGAAAAAGGUUUCUCAAUAGUUAUGAAAGAUGGAGCCUUGGAACUGUUCAACACUCAGAAUAAUUUGGUCUUGAAAUCUCCUCUAUCGAAUAAUAGGACAUUUAAGACCAUUGUUAGUUCCAUGGUUUUGUGA
Vicia villosa (hairy vetch) is the source of this 831-nucleotide messenger RNA. RefSeq lists its product as uncharacterized. Lineage: Eukaryota; Viridiplantae; Streptophyta; Magnoliopsida; Fabales; Fabaceae. The transcript has 2 exons. The record is from RefSeq and is a predicted model, not a curated record. The coding region runs from base 1 to 831 and encodes 276 amino acids.